This is a messenger RNA of Diaporthe citri, 1320 nucleotides long. RefSeq lists its product as uncharacterized. The record is from RefSeq and is a predicted model, not a curated record. The transcript has a single exon. The coding region runs from base 1 to 1320 and encodes 439 amino acids. NCBI's taxonomy places the organism in Eukaryota, Fungi, Ascomycota, Sordariomycetes, Diaporthales, Diaporthaceae.
AUGACAACACCGACAGCGACACCCGCAAAUGAACCAGCCUUUGCACCGCGGCCAUCCUGGAUCCAAGGCCAGGUCGCCUUUCACGAGCAAAAUCACGGUCCGCUCCCCGAUGUCGUCGCAACACAAGGCCAAUAUCUUGUAGCCCAGCCGCACACGCCUGUCUUUCCACCCCUCAGAUCCGAGACUGAAGCGUUCGCUACCGAGCUCACCGCGUCGCUGGGUGCCCUCACCUCUCGCCAGAAUCGUCGCCGCCUCGGAUACGGGGUCGAGGCCGCGGAAGAAUGGCCCAUCGGUCGAACACCGCCGAAAGUCCGACGUGCUCAGAAGGAGAGGCUUAGGGCGAAACUCCGCGCAUCACUAGAAGAGGACUCAGAGUCGGAUAUCGAGGCCGUCCUAGAUAGUUAUUAUCCGCUCUCGCCUGUCCCGUCUGAAUCGCAAGGCUCUCCCUCUUCGUCCUUCGCCAUCGAUCCCAAAACCGCCAUUGUGUCGCGCGAUGGUCAAAUCGACUCCGAAAACGACUUCGGCAAGAAGAGGAAGCUGGAAAAGGUUGAGGAAGCACAUGACCAUGCCGGAGAUACGGAACAUACGAUAAAGAAGACGAAGGCUGAAGAUGUGUCUGGAGCUGAUGACGGGCCUCAAACCAGCAUGGUGGAAGACCUGGGGUCUACGGAUGGUGUUCUUGAGCGCCCAGAUAGUACAGCAGCGCCAAAAUCGCACUCCGAAAUGGGAGACGGCUCAUGCCUACAACGGACUGCGGAGAGACAUUCCUCACCAACUGACAACGCCCCUUCCGCAGUCACAACCGAUACGCCUCGUAGAGACAGAAUCUACCGUUUGGGUAGGGCCGGUCAGCGCCACGCAACCUGUUCUGCGCUGGAAGAGGUCGUUCAUGGAAAGGCAGGGGGUCAGAACAAAGCAAGUCGUCCACGAGCGACACGACCUCACCUGCUUUCAGCGGACGAGGAGCCCAAGAAGCGAGUCUCACCGAUUGAGUCCCAACGGGGAUCGAAAGAGAAAGACUCUUCACCGACGGCCGGGGAACACAAGGCAAAACAGAGCCGCAAGAUCCAUGAGCGUGGUCGUGGUGAUAGUCAAAAGAAGAAGCCCCCUAGGCGGCACGGCCGUGCACCUACAACAUCUGAUGAAAUGAACGCAGAGCCACUCGAGAAGGCCGAUGUGUCCUUGAUGGCCCAGGAGGCGGCCAAAGUAAUCAUGGACAACAGGAAGUACAGGAAAAAGGCGCCUUCACAUGAUACGCAAUCUCUACGCCGGAGUGAGAGGCUAAGACGGAAACAGGGCUUUGCUAAACCUCCCGAUUGA